AUGUGUGUAUUAUUAGCAGCACCAAAAAGACACAAGCAUGAAGAGCAGGACAUAGGCAACACUGAUGAAGGGACCACGAUAGGCAAGAAGGCAAGGUGGAUUGGAGAUAUGAGAGGACAUGGGAGGGUGCACUGGAGGGUGCAUUGGGAGUAUGAGAGGACACGAGAGGGUGCACUGGAGGGUGCAUUGGAGGUACAAGAGGAUGCGAGAGGAUGUGCCAUGAUACAAGAGGAUGCAUCUGAGGAUGCAACGGAUGUACAAGAGUGUGGAGGCACGAUGGGCGGUAGUGAUAGUACAGUAGAUAGCAGUGGGUGUGGCAUCGGAAUAGCGUCUGGAAGGAUUGACAGCAUUGGAGGUAUCCUGAAGGCCUACAUGGGAGUGGCCCUGGAGGCUCGUAAGGAGGUGCUGGAGGCCUGCGAGGGAAUGCGAGAGCAUGUACUAUUAUUAGAUGGCGGGAGGCGGCUGAGUGCAGUACAUACCGCUUUUAUUGCAGGAUCAUCACGCGAGCGCAAACGGAAGGCAGACAACCACCCUACUACAACAGGAAGUUCAGAAGGUGUUAAUGGACCUGGCAAGCGCACAAACAAGCCAUGA
This is a messenger RNA of Suillus subalutaceus, 594 nucleotides long. RefSeq lists its product as uncharacterized. The record is from RefSeq and is a predicted model, not a curated record. The coding region runs from base 1 to 594 and encodes 197 amino acids. The transcript is spliced from 6 exons. Lineage: Eukaryota; Fungi; Basidiomycota; Agaricomycetes; Boletales; Suillaceae.